Lacerta agilis (Sand lizard) is the source of this 1266-nucleotide messenger RNA. RefSeq names its product prokineticin 2 (gene PROK2). The record is from RefSeq and is a predicted model, not a curated record. Bases 89 to 412 code for a protein of 107 amino acids. The transcript has 3 exons. Lineage: Eukaryota; Metazoa; Chordata; Lepidosauria; Squamata; Lacertidae.
UGCUGCUGCCCUAAGGGGAGCCCUGAGCGAGGCUUAAGCGCGCGGAGAGCUGCAGACGCAGCCCCGGGGAGAGAGAACAGAGGAAGCCAUGAGGAGCCUGAGCUGCGUCCCGCUCCUCUUCCUGCUGCUCUCCACGGGGGAUUCUGCAGUUAUCACUGGGGCUUGUGACAGAGAUCUACAGUGUGGUGGAGGCAUGUGUUGUGCUGUUAGCCUCUGGAUUCGGAGCCUGCGGAUGUGCACACCAAUGGGAACCUUGGGAGAAGACUGUCAUCCUUUGAGUCAUAAAAUUCCAUUUUGGGGGAAGAGAAUUCAUCACAGCUGUCCAUGCCUACCUAAUUUGGCUUGUGUCUGGAUUUCUCCUAGCAAAUACAAAUGUUUACCGGAGUUCAAAAACGAAGAUAUCUUUUUCUAGCAAAAGCUGGGGAAGGAUUCUGUGCCAUUACUGUAUUCCAUGUAUUAAGAUCCUUGCUUGUUAUUGUGAUGAAGUCAUUUGUCACUGGAAAUUUUCCAAUAUACUUUCUUGCAUUGUAAUCAUUAUCAUUUUUAUGAUACCAUAGUUCAUGGCAGCCAAGAUGUUUUCAGCUGGACAAUUUCAGGGAGUUCUUCAUAUUCUUAACAGCACAAGCUAAUAUGUGCUGCAGUAGACCUGUACAACUUGAGACUUGCCAGUUCAAACAUAGCACAUCCGUCAUGUGUGGCAGACUACCUGAGGCUCAAUAAACCUCCUAUUUGUGUAGCCUACAAAAACAGGUAACAAGAGGGAACUGGCAGGCCCCAAUGCAUCAUUGCUGUGUUGCAUUUGGCUUAGAUCACAAACUGUGCAUACUUAUACUGAAGGAAUAGUACAGAUAGCUCCUCUCUCCUAAAAUCAGGCCUGCGUAAGGUUGAUCAGGUUAGCCAUCUAGAAAACGGAUGCCCACAAUUACCAAUUCAGUUUACAUAAAUUUGCUCAAGAUUUUUCUGAAUCUACUAAGAUUGAAUUAAAGUAUUUUUGCACUGCAAUAUAGGGCUAAGAACAAGACAAUUUGUUAGACUAUGAUAAUCCAGGUACAUAUUUGUUGUAAUAAUUAUACUAUUUUAGAUUAGACGUAACUUUAUUUUAAACACUUCAACUGUGUUCUUUACGUUAUUUAAAAAUGACAACCUGCACCAAAGCAUUAAGUUGUAAAAAUACUGUUUAAAAUUAAUAUACUCUGAGUAUGAGAAGAGAAAGAAUUCUUUUCGUUUUAUUGGCAUAAACUAGCAGUUUGUCAAAUGAUAUUUGAA